ACUCAUCUUAUGCUUUGCGUCGGCAUUCAGUCAGACCAACGACAAAACAGCAGGAAGCGUCAUAUCUCCGUUCUCCACCCGAUCAUUUUUCAUCCAACGUUCAUCAACCUUUUGACUACCUUUUGCAUGCUUGCCACGUAGUCAAAUGAUGUGAUUCCCCCAAAAAAAACACACACUAUUCCCCUUCCCCCCUUUCUUACCUGAAAUUCGCUGAUAUGGAACUCCGGCUUCUCACCUCCUCCACACCCAAAACUUCUCUAUAUGGUCUCUGAUUCGCGACUUUCAAACUUCAAUUCGAAGAUCUUUACUUGCUUCACCACUGGAUCUUGCUAUUUAUCUCCGAUUUUCUUAGGGUUGAUGCAAAACCUAUCUGGGAUUUGAUUCGAUUCGAUUCAGUUCAGCAGGAUGAGUCAGGAGAUAAAGUUACAUGGAGAUGUUUACUUUGGUAAUGUCAAGGGUAAACUCCCCCAUGGCAUGGGUAGCUACACAUGGUCAGAUGGCACAGUUUAUGAUGGGAAUUGGGAAGAUGGAAAGAUGUGUGGUAGAGGUCGAAUCUCAUGGUCAUCUGGAACAAGUUAUGAGGGUGAUUUUUCUGGUGGAUAUCUCCAUGGUUUUGGCAAAUUAACAACUCCUGAUGGAUCUGUAUACAAAGGGUCAUGGAGAUUGAACAUUCAAAAUGGUGUUGGAAGAAAGGAGUAUAGUAAUUCCGAUGUUUAUGAUGGUUGUUGGAAAGAUGGAGUUCAUGAAGGAAGUGGAAAGUACGCUUGGGGGAAUGGAAACACGUAUAUAGGGAACUGGAAAUCUGGUAAAAUGUUUGGUAGAGGGGUAAUGAAAUGGGUAAAUGGUGACCUUUUUGAUGGAUCUUGGUUAAACGGGUAUAGACAUGGGUCGGGUGUUUAUAGGUUUUCAGAUGGUAGUUACUAUUUUGGGACAUGGACAAAAGGGCUUAAAGAUGGUCAAGGCACAUUUUAUCCUGCAGGAAGUAAAUGCUCAUCUUUUAGAAAGAAAGCUCAUUCUCAAAGAUUCAGGGAUCCAGAACGUAAUGUUACUCGAACUUAUUCUGAAAAAAUUACUUUUAGUAGUUUUUUUAGAGAGUCGGGUCGUAUAACAAGCAGGAGAAUCCCGCCGGAUGACGAUUAUACCCUUGGGGAUUCCACUAGAGAGUUUUCUACUUCUGAGAGAACAGAAAUGUUUUCUCAUAUCUCAGAUGAAGGUGAAAGUGAAGUAGAUGAUGAUAGUACUGUGGCAUGGGAAAGGGAGUACAUGCAAGGCGUUUUAAUGAAAGAACGUGUUAAGAAUCAUUCAGGGGCGUUAUCGUCCAAAAGCAAACAAAAUAAACGUAUCACAAACGAAUCGAAACAGAAAUCAUGUGUGGAUAUUUUUGAAGGUCAUAAAAGCUACUGUUUGAUGCUCAAUCUUCAACUAGGCAUCAGGUACACAGUUGGCAAGAUUACACCAGUUCCUAUGCGUGAAGUGAGGUCUUCAGACUUUGGGGAACGUGCUAGAAUAAGGAUGUAUUUCCCAAGAAAAGGCUCACAAUUUACACCUCCACACUACUCUGUUGACUUUCAUUGGAAAGACUACUGUCCCAUGGUCUUCAGGAAUUUGAGAGAGAUGUUUAAGUUAGACGCUGCAGAGUAUAUGAUGUCAAUCUGUGGGGAUGAUGGAUUGAGAGAGCUUUCUUCUCCAGGGAAAAGUGGCAGCUUAUUUUAUCUCUCUCAUGAUGACAGAUUUGUAAUCAAGACUCUAAGAAGAUCUGAGCUCAAGGUUCUGUUGAAGAUGCUUCCUAGCUAUUAUGAUCAUGUUAAAAAGUAUGACAACACUUUGAUCACCAAGUUUUUUGGACUCCACGAGAUAACACUAAGAGGUGGCAAGAAGGUGCGGUUUAUAGUGAUGGGAAAUAUGUUCAAAACAGAAUUACGGAUACACAGGAGGUAUGAUCUGAAGGGUUCAUAUCAAGGAAGAUUUACAUGUAAGGAUCAUAUAGACGAAGGCACCACAUUAAAAGACCUUGAUCUUGCAUAUGAAUUUCAUAUGGACAGGACAUUGCGUGAGGCCCUUUUCGAGCAAAUCCAGCUAGACUGUUCGUUUUUAGAAUCUCAGCAGAUUAUUGAUUAUAGUCUUCUACUUGGAUUGCAUUUUAGAGCUCCUGAGCAUUUGAAGGCUCUAUUGGAAGCACCAGAUGCAGAGCAUGGGUCUUCUUCAUCUCUUGAAUUCGAUGAUGGUUCAAAAUCGGGUGAGCUGUCAAUCCCUCCAACGGGUCUUCUCCUAGUGACACAUGAACCCAGUUCAGUGAACACUGCACCUGGUCCUCACAUAAGAGGAAACACCUUAAGAGCAUUUUCUGUAGGCGACAAAGAAGUCGAUCUCCUUCUUCCAGGAACUGGAAGAUUACGAGUGCAAUUAGGGGUAAACAUGCCAGCUCAGGCAAACCGGAAAGUUUCACAAGAGGUUUCUGGUUCAACAGAGGUGGAGCUUUUUGAGGUAUAUGAUGUUGUUCUAUAUCUUGGAAUAAUUGAUAUUCUACAAGAUUAUAACAUGAGAAAGAAAAUAGAGCAAGCCUGUAAAUCCGUACGAUAUGAUCCCAAUUCAAUAUCUGUUGCUGAUCCCAAAUUUUACUCCAAACGUUUCAUCAAUUUUCUUCACAAGGUUUUUCCUGUUGAUCCCUGAAACUCCAUCAAGAUUCUUUUAUUAUACCUAUACCCCCCCAAGUAUAUAGUUUUUCCUUUUAAUUAAUAUUAUCCUUUUUCUUGUAACUUUUUAUGUAUCAUAUUCUCUCUCUUUUUUUU
Molecule: messenger RNA, 2789 nt
Organism: Lactuca saligna
Lineage: Eukaryota; Viridiplantae; Streptophyta; Magnoliopsida; Asterales; Asteraceae
Source: the annotation of a GenBank genome assembly